Lethenteron reissneri (Far Eastern brook lamprey) is the source of this 10040-nucleotide messenger RNA. RefSeq names its product agrin-like. The record is from RefSeq and is a predicted model, not a curated record. Lineage: Eukaryota; Metazoa; Chordata; Hyperoartia; Petromyzontiformes; Petromyzontidae. Gene Ontology annotation, molecular function: laminin binding; calcium ion binding. Gene Ontology annotation, biological process: receptor clustering.
GUGCCACAAAGCUGCAGGUACGCAGGGUAGACCAGGCGGACAGGUAGAUCAGACGCGGACAGGUAGACCAGGCGCGCGUGCACAGGUGAGCGCGAGAGGGGCAAGAGAGGCGAAGCGGAGAGAAGCGAGGGAGGAGGAACGGGCGGAACUGCUCAAUGCAACGUGCGCGCACAGGGGUCGCCGAGUCUCCCAUCUCCUGCAAAACGACCGCUCGACCAUGCCCGCGGCGUCACCGCGUGCGCUGCAACUGCCGUUGUUGCUGCUCCCGUUGCUCCUGCUGACGAUGUCCUCGGCUGAGCAGCAGCAGCAGCAGCCGUGCUAUGAGGGCACCCUGCAGCGGAGACAGCGCACGGCCACCGUUGUGCUCACGGGCACGGUGGAGGACUUCUUCAACGAGAGGCCGACGCAGCGAACCUUUGGCUGCAGGAUCCGCGUAUGGCGCUUCAUCAAGGGCCGCGAGCUGCUGCCGGCCUCCGUGACGGGGGCCGAGCGUCCGCGCGUCAGCGUCGAGGGAUUCGGCGACGGCGCUCCCGUGUGCGACGCACGCGUGUCUCCCGGCGACACGCGCGUCUUCCUGCUAGCGCUGGGGCCCGGCGGGGCCCUCUCGCUGGCGUCCAGCGUCAUCCGCGUCAGCAUAGCCAACCUGGAGGCCCUGGAGAACACCCUGGAUGAGUCGACCCUGGAUGACAAACCGUUCUCAGCGCCCAUGCACGGCUGCCGCGACAUGCUGUGCGGCUUCGGGGCGACGUGCGAGGCCAACGGUCGCAACGCGAGCCGCGGGGUGUGCCGCUGCACGGCGCGCAACUGCGCGGGCCUAGUGGCGCCCGUGUGCGGCUCGGACCACGUCACCUACGGCAGCGAGUGCGAGCUCGAGAACGCCAUGUGCUCCAUGCAGCGGCGCAUCAAGGUCAUGGGUCGCGGGCCUUGCGGUGCCAAGGACCCAUGCGAGGGCGUGCGCUGUGGCUUCGGGAGCGUGUGCGUGGCGUCCGCCGGUCUGCAGCGGGCACGCUGCGUCUGCCCGACGGAGUGCCCCCCCUCCUCCUCCUCCUCGUCGUCGUCCUCGUCCGGCACCGUGUGCGGCAGCGACGGGCGGGACUAUCCGUCCGAGUGCGAGCUCAACCGCCAGGCCUGCGGCGCCGGCAAAGUCAUCUACAAGGUGUUCGACGGGCCCUGCGACGCUUGCAAGGCGACGCGGCGCCUCUCGGAUUCCGGGCGGCUGUGCCGCAUGGAGGCCGGCACGCUGAGGGCGGUGGUGAGCCCGGACCCGGCGCUGUGCCCGCCGGGGCGAGGGCCCGUGUGCGGCGACGAUGGCGCCACCUACCCCAGCGAGUGUGCGGUCGUGCGCACCGCUGCCCUGCGCGGGGUGGCGCUCGCCAAACUCCACGACGGGGCCUGCACGCCCGCCGGUAAAGGGAUCCAGUGCAAGGAGAAGUGCCAGUUCAACGCGGAGUGCUCAGUGAGGAACGGUGUGGCGCGCUGCUCAUGCGAGCGCCUCGUGUGCGAGGGCCGCUGGGCCCCGGUGUGCGCCGGCGAGCAGCGAACCUUCGCCAACGACUGCGAGAGGAAGAAGGCUGAGUGCCUCGAGCGGCAGAAUCUCCCGACCAUCGCCAAGGGGCCUUGCGACGCGUCCACACCGAGUCCUUGCGCGGGCGCCGUGUGCAGCUUCGGCAGCUCGUGCACGGUGCGUGAGGGCACGGCGCUGUGCGAGUGCCCUGCGCCGUGCCCCGAGGUGCCCUACGACCCCGUGUGCGGCACGGACGGGCGCACCUACCCCAGCGCCUGCGCGCUCCACUCGGCCGCCUGCGAGCUGCGCGGCGGUGACGUGAGGGUUGCGAGACGUGGACCCUGCGGCCGGUGUGUGCCGGCAUGCCGGUUGGGCUCCGUGUGCCAGGAGGGCCCGUCGGGACCGCGCUGCACCUGCGCCCGCGCCUGCACGCCCGUGCCGGCGCCCGUGUGCGGCACGGAUGGCAACACGUACGGCAGCGAGUGCGAGCUGCGAGUGCGCGCGUGCGAGCAGCAGGUCGACAUCUCCGUGGCCAGCGCCGGCACUUGCAAGCCCUGCGGCGCCGCGGGCGAGGUGUGCAAGCUGGGCCGGGUGUGCGUGAACGGGGCGUGCGCGUGCCCCGAGUGCGGCCCUCAGGGCUACUCCCCGGUGUGCGGCAGCGACGGCGUCUCCUACGGCAACCCCUGCGAGCUGCGCGCCGUCGCCUGCGCCACCGCCGUCUCCAUCUCCGUCGCCAAAUACGGGCCGUGCGACGACGAGGUGUGCGCCAUGUCGGGCUCGGGCGACGGCUCCGGCGACGACUGCCAGGAGGUGCGGUGCCAGAAGUUCGGUGGGCAGUGGAGCAGCGACGAUGAGGACGGCGUCUGCGUCUGCUCCCUCUUCUGUGGCCUCGUGCCCGACCGGCCGCUGUGCGGCUCCAACGGGCGGACGUACCGCAACGACUGCGAGAGAAAGAAGGCGGCGUGCGAGCUGAUGCGCGACAUUCACGUGGCCAAGAGCGGCCCGUGUGGGACGCAAAGGCCGAGGCCUUGCAAGGAGACGCUGCACGGAUGCUGCCCCGACAACUCCACUGCCGCCCUGGGCAUUGGUUACGGCGGCUGUCCCGGGAUAUGUGGCUGCAACAGGAUUGGCUCCCUGGGCGCGACCUGCGACCCCGGAAGUGGUCAGUGCGUGUGCCGGCCUGGGGUCGGCGGGGUCAAGUGUGACCGCUGCCUCCCCGGUUUCUGGAAUUUCCGGGGGAUGGUGUCGGAGCAGCAUGCCGGAUGCACGCCGUGCGGCUGCAGUGCGGCCGGCUCGGUUGAGGACGCUUGCCAUCAGACCACGGGGCAGUGCUCGUGCCGGGAUGGAGUCUUCGGCGUCAAGUGCGACGUGUGCCCAAAGGGACGGACGCUGGGGCCCUCCGGCUGCUCGCAAGACGCGGCGCCGUGGUCGUGCAGCGGCGUGACGUGCCGCUAUGGCGCCAUCUGCGUCGACGGGGGACGGACGCCAACGUGCCAAUGUCCCACCGACUGCAACCUCUUCCUCACCGCGCGCCAGGUGUGCGGAUCGGACGCGGUGACCUACGCCAACCGGUGUCAGCUGCGCCUGAUCGCGUGCCGGCUCGGCAAGGACGUCUCGGUUGAGCACGACGGGCCGUGUGCCGUGCCGCCCCCUCCGUUCAAGAUCAAGCUGUCCUCGCUGCAGCCCAUCAUGCCGCGUGCGAGACCACCCACGGUGGCAGUCCCUCCGCCCACGGGCCUCCUCGAGAAACUGCCGUGGUUUCCAGCGAAACCCGCGCCGGCGGUGAUGCCGCCGGCGAGACCCCCGCCGGUCCCGCCGCCCGCCGCGGUGAAACCGCCACCCGGGGUGGUGCUGCGAAAGGGGACCGUCGAGGCGACAACGAGGAAAACCACGGCCGCCGUCGGCGUCGCCGUGGCUACACCGACAGCGAAGGCGGCGGUGACGAAGGCAAAACUGACGACGACCACGGAGGACUGGUUUUUUGACCCGUGGCAGGUGGAGGCCGGUUCGGGGGUCAUGGGCAUUCCGCUGCCACUGCCGCCCUUCGCGGGCCUCACUGACGAGGAGCAGAGCGGAGACGGCUCAGACAACGAGGGCAGCGGCGACUUUCACGGCAUGCAGGCAGAAGAGCAGAUAGCCCCUGAGCUUAAGUCCAGCUGUGAGAACACCAAACAUGGCUGCUGCCCGGAUGGAAGGACCCUGGCCGUCUAUGCCAACAAAACCGGCUGCCCACCCACGCGAGUCUUCGCCGGGGUUAUGAUCCUGGACGCUCCGCUCGCCGCCAACAUGCCGGCCUUCACGCAGGAGACGAGCGAGCAGCUUGCUGAGCUGCGCGCCUCCACCGAGACCACCCUGUACAACCUCUUAGCAUCAUCCGAUGUCAAGGACGAUUUCAAGACCAUGCAGGUGAAGCUCAUUGAAGACAGCCACAUCACUUUGGAGAUGCACUUUGACCCUCAAACUCGGUUCUCCCCGCGGGACGUCGAGAGAGCGCUCGUCAAGCAGCUGAUAUCGUCGAGGAGAAGGCCGAUCAACGUGAAGCGGCCAGAGGAAAAAAACAUCAAGAUUGUGGAUUACGGCAGCCACAAGGACGGUUCGAAGAGCGUCACGGCAACUGCCGCCCUGGGGCCCUGCGACCAGAACCCCUGCCUCCAUGGCGGCAGUUGCGUGCCCAACAAGAGCGAGUUCUUCUGCUGCUGCCCGCUGGGGAGAUGGGGGAAGGUGUGCGAGAGCGAGAUCAGCUUCUUCGACCCGUUGUUCAAUGGCAUGUCGUACAUGGUGCUUGGCCUGGGCAGCAUACGUCUGUCCCACAAGACGCACCUCAGGCUGGGCUUCACCGCCUCCCAAGGAAACGGCCUGCUCCUCUACGCAGGAGAAGCGUCCGGGCGAGACUUCAUCUCGCUCGCGCUCGUCGAUCACCACGUCGAGUUCCGGUUCAACGCAGGCUCGGGGUCGGCAGUGCUGACGAGCCGGAAGGAGGUGAUGGCUGACGAGUGGCACCAGGUGUGGGUGGAGCGGACGCAUCGGACCGCGGUGCUCUCGGUGGACAAGGAGCCGCCGGUGAUGGGCACGAGCCCUGGCUCGCUAGACAGCCUCAAUCUCGACUCCGAAUUCUACCUGGGAGGGGCGCCCCGCGACCUCAUGCCCAGGAUCGUCGAUCAGACAACCGCUAUGAAGGGCUUCAUCGGCUGCAUCAACCACCUGAGCCUCAACGACGUCAAGUUCUCGCUGGCGUGGCCACCGGGCCGCUUGGUGGCCAGCGGCCUCGCAAGCCCCGGCGUCCUGCACGGCACCUGCGUCGCGGGGUGCAGCGCCAACCCGUGCCGCCCGAACCCCUGCUACAACUCGGGCAUCUGCGCAUCGCACGAGUCCGAGCCCUUCCAAUGCACCUGCGAACCGGGCUUCACCGGAGCCACGUGCGCUGACCGGCCGCAGCCGUGCAAGUCCAGCCCCUGCAAGGGGGGCUCCAAGUGCCUGGUGCUGCCCGAUGGCGACUACAAGUGCGAGUGCCCGUUCAACCGCGUGGGUGCCAAGUGCGAGACAAAGAUGAUCCUGAGCGGAGCCUCGUUCAUCCCUUCCUUCAACGGCCUCACGUCAUACAUUGAGACAAAGAGCCUGGACCUGCUCGCGCCCAACGCCAAAAACCAGAUCACAGUGGAGGUCGUGUUCCUGAUGCGGAAGCCCGACGGGAUGAUUUUCUACAACGGGCAGAAGCCAGACGGCCGAGGGGAUUUCAUCUCCUUGGCGAUAACCAAGGGGUCUUUGGAGUUCCGCUAUGACCUGGGCAAGGGUGCUGCAAUCAUAAGGUCCACGACGCCCCUGAUGCUGAGCGUCUGGCACACGGUGACGGUGUCGCGGACCGGGCGGAAAGGCUUCAUGAAGAUCAACAGUGGCUCCAAGGUCCUGGGGGAGGCUCCCGGGAACCACCUGAGCCUGGACCUGCGGGAGGCGCUGUUCCUGGGCGGCGUCCCGGACUACACCCGCACCGCACGAGCCGCCGCCGUCACCUCCGGCCUGGACGGGGCCAUCCAGAAGUUCUCGGUGAGUGGUUUUAACGUGCUGCUGGACGUGGUGAGCUCGCGCUUCUUGCGGGACGUCACCACGUUCAGGGAACACCCGUGUACCUCCGGCAAUAAAUAUUGCCGGAACGGCGGGACGUGUGUGCCCAACCUCUCCGGCUACGAGUGCAGCUGCCCCCGCGGCUUCUCCGGCAAGACAUGCCAGACAGCACCCACUGAUCGCGCUGCAGUAGCUUUGGACGAGCCCGUGGCCUUCAAUGGGAAAACCUUCAUCGAAUAUCAAAGCAACAACGCCAAAAGCCACGUGAUGAACGAGGUCCCCGAUGACAAGGCCCAGAAAACGAACUACUUCGAGAUGAGCGUGCGUACGGACGCGACGCAAGGCCUCAUCCUGUGGGCGGGGAAGGGGACGGAGCGUGCCGACUACCUGGCCAUCGCCAUCGUGAAUGGCUACAUCCAGAUGACCUACGACCUGGGCUCGCGACCCGUGACCCUCACCUCCACCGUCAUGGUGAACACCAGCAAAUGGGUGCGGAUCAAGGCUGUCAGGAACCAGCGUGAAGGUUCCCUGCAGGUGGGCAACGAGGCGGCGGUGAUGGCCACGUCACCGUUCAAAGCCACGCUGCUCGACACGGACGGCACCCUUUGGCUGGGCGGCAUGGGGAAGCCUCCCUACAACCUGCGUCUGCCCAAGGCCUACAGCACAGGCUUCGUGGGCUGCAUCCGCGACAUGGUGGUCGACCUCAAGGAGCUGCGCAUUGAGGAGGACGCCGUCAACAAGCCCAAGAUCUCGCACUGCACGGGGAAGUGAGCAACCGCCGGCCACGGACUGCCACCUCCGCCGCUACCACCGCCAUUGCCACCGCGGUCACCAGGGCGCCACGUCGUUCCUCGCCGCCUCGACCUCGCGAAGCUUUGUGCCCCGCCGUCCCUUCCGAUGCGACUCUCGCUCGAACCGAUGCCGAGCUUGACGCGACGGUUUCAUCGGUUGACGGGCAAGGGAGAGGACGGGGGAGGCGGCACGGCCGUGAAAGAGCUUGCUUUUGUCGUGCGUUGUUUGAAAGCGUCGUCACGUCGCGUCAGAGCGGCCACCAAGGCGAUUUGCGCAGCCCUUGCGGUUGUUGUGGCCGUUUGCAAGGUGGCUUUUUGGGGUUCGCCAACACGUGAGCCGUGGUUUUUGCGACGCGCCGUGACCUCUGCUAUUGGUUAAUGUUUUAUUCGUGCGGAAAUAGGAGGGAGGAUAUAAAAGAUGUAUAUGCAGCUUUAAGGGAGCCUCUUGGCUUCAAGGCUUGCGGCAAAGUUAUGCUUGAACCGAAACAAGUGAAUAUAUGGUAUUUUAUGAAAUGCGUCUGCAAGGUUUGGUCAUGUUCAGACAGGUUAUUAUAUUAAUACAUAAAAAAUAAUGACUCAUAAUUACAGUAUUGUGUAAUCGGCAAAUGAUAUAAGUGUUAUCAAAGUUUUAAUGUUUAACAUCGUAGUCAACAUUUUUUUUUAUCAUUAUUGUGAUUUUAAAAAUUCUACUGCGUAAAGUCAUCGAUCUUUUCCAAAGGCUAUCGUACCAUUUUGUGACGUUUAGAAAUGUAAUUUGGCACUUUAAAGAGAAAACAUUCGUUUAAAAUAACUGUCAACUUUGUCAUUGACGCUGUAUGUCAAUUUUAACUUGUGCAGGUCGCCUCGGAAUGUUGUGCUUUAUUUGCACUCUUGAAAUACGAAAUGUCUUCAAAUUAGUUUUUCAUUGUGGAAUAAUGUGGUGACUUAAUUUUAUUGUUUUUUUUACACAUUAUCCAUCGUCAACCUCUUACUUAUAAUGCUCAAAAGUGUUCCUGAGAUGCGGUCGCAUUUUGACGCCAGGCCAAUCCAAAAUUUUAUUGUAAAUUGUAUUGUACAGUAUCAGUGAUGGUGGCGCUAUUUCCAUUGUGCAGCUUCACUUUGGAGGUCUAUCGUUCACAUUUGAGAGGAGAAUCGGUGCUGCUCAUAUCGACUAAAGAUCUCAUUGUGCGAGGUCCUUUACCUCAACUAAAGUAUAAACUAAAACUUUUUUUUAUUUGAUCAGGUAAGGCCCACUGAGCUAUAUAGCUGUUUUUCAGCAGCGACCUGGCUACGUGGAAAAUUAUAUCAGCCAAAUACUCGAAACGCAUGUAUCUUGAAUGUGGAGGGAAAUACCGGAGAAGGCGGAGAAAAAUCCACAUGACCACGGGGAGAACAUGCAAACUCCAACUAUACAGGCAUCAUGGUCGGUAUCGAAGCUACAAUCUCCUGUAUACCAGGCAAGGUAGUUAACAUCUCGCCACCGCAGUGCCCCUUGAUCAAUCCAAUACCAGCUAAACCAUCACCGCUUGAGUUAUCCACAUUCUCUGUUCUCCAAGUAUAGUGCUCUGUUUUCCUCGGCCAAAUAGGCCGCUUCCGUGUGUCUUCGAUGUAUGUUUGGCCACUUACAUUUGCCAAGACUUGCUGGACCUCUGUUCAUGAUCCUAUGUGGCCGCAGGUGGAAAUGCAUCAAAUCUAAAUUGCAGUAAGAUGUUCUUUGUGACUUGGAAUCCAGGAGGGGGUUUGAUACUAGUGCUUUGAGAAAGACAUUUAAGAGAGACGUGACCUGACGAAUUUGCGGGGUUACAUUAAACGCUACCAAAAAUGGGGAGAUUUGUGGAAACUGAUCAAUGCUGGGAAAAAAAGAACUGGACCAAACUCACUGUGCUUUUUCUGUUCCAUGCGCUUUUGUUACCCAUAAACCACUCGGCGGGUGUGUUUGUCACCUAAACAUUCACUGCCUUUGUUGGGGAAACAAACCUUCAUGGAUACCAAACUUGCAUGUAAUGAAAAGUCACAAAUAAUACAUCCUCUAUUAUAAACCGUGAAAUCAAAAAGAGAAAGUAUUCCAAAAUAUUUAAGUAUUGUUUCGUGUAAUCGCCUGAAAAAAAGGUCAUGUGACGUUUCUUAAGGCGUCUUAAAUAACGGGAACGAACGAGAUUGUAAAUGUUGUGGAUUUGCUCUCCACGCCAGUGUGCUGCACGAGUAACGAAUUGGCAUGUUGUGUUUACGUGACAAAUCUUACUAAUUGGUGGUGGCGGGUUUAACGACACAUUUUACAUGAUCUAACCCAAAAAAACGAUAUUAUGGAUGAUAUUGGUCGCUCAAAGUCUUUCGGUAAAGUAAUGUAGAUAAGUUCGUUGUUUUUUGUUAUUUUCUUUGAACCUAUCUACGUGACUUUACCAAAAGACCCAAAUAAUAUUAAUUCCUGCAGUCACGAAAGCUUUAAGGCAAGAUUUAGCUUGUACAAGUGAAAAUUCAAAGAACGCUCGGCAUACAAAUGUGGAAACACCGCCUAAGACCGUCGACCACACGUUAAACCAACGUGACAUUCAGCGGAGGCAUGCAAGCAAUCUUAAGCCAUUUCCGAACUAAUCUGGGCAGUGGAGCAAGCGGGUUCCUGACAGCAUAGUUUAAGUGUCUCCGUGUGUAGCGUUUUACCCAUGAACACGAAUUUCCUCCCAAGUGCAAAAAAAACUACUUCAAAUGGACGUGGCAAUAAUAUUUCCAGACAAUAAUCUUUGAGGCUCAUUCAUGUGUAAGAUAAAAACAAAAACGUUCGAUUAUAGUAGGCAUCAACAUCGUGCUGGCAGAUUGUUUCAUCUCACCCAUACUUUAUUCAGACACAAACAUGUGUUACGCAACAUUUAUCUUAUUCCCUCCUUGCCCUGCUCAACUUUGAUCAAACUCCCUCCCAUCAUCUCAUUUCCGAAUGUUGUAUAGCCUUGCUCGUUGCAACAAACUUGCUUCAUUUUUAUCUGCAUGAUUAUCCUUCUUAGUUUUAGUUGCCUUGUCUGUUGCCGUGUUGUUAGGCCUCUGGGUCUGUGCUCAGCCAACUGCAAAGGAGAGCAAAUCAAAAUAACGAGCAGUGUCCGACGUGAGUUGCAACUCGAAAAGAGUGAAUCGUUGUUUCUCGUGAAAAGCGAACAAUGAAAAUGAAUUAUUUCCAUCUUAUAUUGAAUGUGGUUUAAUUUUGAUUGAGUAUAAAUGCCAUUUUUCAUGCUUGCAUUACAGUAUAUUUAUUUUUUUAACGUUUUUUUAUAUGAUUUGUUUUUAUUAUUGAUGCUUUAAAUCAACUUUAAAGGGACCAGACAACUCACCUUUGGGGGGCUUUGGCCAGCCUCAAGGAUGACCUUCAAAGGUCACAGGUCAAUAAUUUAGACGCUGGUGUGCGGGUAUAACAAGAUACUUUUUUUAAAAGAAAUACAUCGAUGUAUUAAUUUAUGUACGCAGAUAUAAAUAUCACAUUAACGUCAUAGGUCAACGCCCGCACUGUAUCUGUGGUGUGAAAGGUUUGCGUUUGGCACCAUGGAUUGGUAGAGUGCCCUGUCUCAUGAGUAACGCCGUGGUACAGAAUGGUUCGCGGUUUGAAUACGGAGAAGUUGCUUCCUGUGAUGGGCAAAGUGGCAUGGACUGUUCGGACUGUUGAGACCUUGUUUUAAAACAACAACAACAACAAAAUAAUUAAACUAAUGCGACUCGUUGCAAGC